AUGUCGUCGGUGUUGGCUCGGCGAGGCCUCCUCUCGCGACGGUCCGCCCGCAUCCCUCUACAUGCCCGCACGGUAGUAAGUGCACCGACGCCCACGGUGACGACGGCAGCGGCAGCACCUGUGCAGGCACCUGCGCCUCCGAUGCCGGCGCGCGCACGGCAAAUGCUGCGCUGGCUGUGGCUCGAGCCGAGUGAGCGCCAUGAGCUGCAGCGGUAUGUGGACCAGGCGGAUACUUCCGAUGCGCCUGCAUGGUUUGCGUCGGCUUAUGCCCAGGCGCGGCAGUAUCGCAUGGCCCGCUCACGGCGCUGGCUCCCGUCGGCGGAGCUGGUCGGCGGCGAUGUCCAGGCAUUCCUGCGUAGGGAGAUGGAUACGAUGCACAUACAGAUCGAGCGUGGUGAGCAUCCCCUCUUGACGCUCGAGACAUGGACCGCGAUGGAUUUCGACGAAAAAGCUGAUGUGGUGCUCCAACGCGUGUGGCUCCGCAUGUCGGAAGAGCAGCGCGCCGCGGCACUGACGCGCGUGACAUAUGAAUGUGCUCGCCGACUCGGCUGGCGCUCAGGCUUUUCUUCCGGCUUUCCUGGCGACGAUGCGCCGAAGGAUCUGGUGAAGCGCCUCACCGCGUCCAUCGGCAAGACGGACGUGCGCCGCGAGCUGCAGGCUAUCGAGGAGCAGCGCGCGUGGGAUGCAUGGCAGCGUCUCUCGCCCGAAGAGCGCCGUACUGAAUGGCAAACGGCCUGGCAGCAGCGUGACCGCUCUAUGAUAUACGUCGAUGAUGCACCUACGACACGGCUCCACGGUGCGCCCGCGCCGAGAUGGUACGCCGUGCCGCAGCGCGCUGGCUCGCUGCAGUAUCUUCCGAACAUUCUGAUCCGGCUCGUCCGGAACCACACGCCCCGGGGCCAAGCAUACGACGUGUGGAAGGCCACGUUCCGCGUGCCGCUCCACAUGCACAAGCACGAGCUGCGCUCGUACCUGCUGGCUGUGUACGGCUUGCGCACGACCUGGGCGCGCUCGAUGGUGUACCGCUCCCCGAUUGUGUUCAGUGCCGCCAAGCGCCGCCGUGUCGUGGGCCAAGGCCGGACGUUUAAAAAAGUGGAGGUAGGUCUGCUGGAGCCGUUUGUCUUCCCCAGUGUGAGCCAAGCCUUCUUGCGGACGCAUCUCUUUAGCCAGGAGAUGAUGUACGAAGAGCGGCGUUUGCUGCUCAAGAUGACCAAGGGCCGCCGCUGGCGCAGUCACAAGAGCGUCACGGAUCUCUCGCGGGCCCUCGAUAACCACUGGGAGGGCCACAAUGCGGGGGCGCCGGCCGAGUCAGCCGACGGACAGCCCUCGGCGCAGCUGCUCGUGCGCAAGCGGUCGGUGCCGACGGCGCGUCACAGCAACAUUCUGUCGGCGAUCUCCGAGCGCCGUGCGCAGCGCGAGGCGCGUGUCCGGGCGUUCCUGGACGAAAAGCGCUCGUCAUAG
Molecule: messenger RNA, 1461 nt
Organism: Malassezia restricta
Lineage: Eukaryota; Fungi; Basidiomycota; Malasseziomycetes; Malasseziales; Malasseziaceae
Product: ribosomal protein L23
Exons: 1
Coding region: 1-1461 (486 amino acids)
Biological process (GO): mitochondrial translation
Cellular component (GO): mitochondrial large ribosomal subunit; ribosome
Molecular function (GO): structural constituent of ribosome
Source: RefSeq, a predicted model, not a curated record